This is a messenger RNA of Stylophora pistillata, 3893 nucleotides long. RefSeq lists its product as uncharacterized. Gene Ontology annotation, molecular function: extracellular matrix structural constituent. The record is from RefSeq and is a predicted model, not a curated record. Lineage: Eukaryota; Metazoa; Cnidaria; Anthozoa; Scleractinia; Pocilloporidae.
UCGUUUAUUACUGGGCUUUAGAAAAGCAGUGUAACGGAAUUUGAGUAGUCAAAGUUCGUAACCAUCAACAAAACCAACGGUUGUUGAUUACAUGGAUUAUUACAUAGGCGUUGGAUGAUUAACCAUGGCUAGACAUGACACUGAGGAACACUGCUUUUCAUUCACGAAAAAGUAUGUUGUGUUACGCUCUCGUCCGGCCAUAGGAUGGAUAUAACACUAUAAGACAGCUACUCAAGUUUCACAAGGAGCUAUUCAGGCUCAGUUCUCGCGCGCGCACACGAACGACUUCUUAGCCUAGGACUGUCUUGCCACUUUGCCACUUCUUGAUGGUCAGAGACUAGUGUCAUUCGCAGUCAACGGAGUGAGGACAGAACAUGCUUCCUCUGACGUUCCUUCGCGUUCUUCUGUCCGGCUUGGUUGUGAUAUCAGUGAUUACAGCACAGCAAUUGGAUGACCCCUGUAUUCUUGACCUUGCUUACAUCAUGGACGCAUCUGGUAGCAUCACGCCCUAUUGGAAUGAUGUUCUGAGGUUUGCCCAGGGAGUCGCGAGUAGGGUGAACAUAUCGUCCGAUGGAACCCAUCUUGCAGUGAUCAAGUUGGGCGAGGAAUCCGCAGUAGAAUUUGGAUUCAAAGAUGGUACAAAUGAAAAAUCGGUUAUUGAUAAAUUGGGUAAGCUAGAUCCCCCUGAGGCAGGUGCUAGAACCUAUCUGCACAAAGCGCUUAGAGAUGCAAACAGCAAACUUUUCGACGAAGGGACAAAUGAGUUCCAAUUCCGAGAAGAUCCCAGUGUACGAAAGGUCGUUUUAAUCAUAACGGACGGUGCGCAAACUCCUCCAGAAUCACCCGACGUACCAGCUGAUGCACUUAAAGAUAGGGGCUUUGAGAUUUACGCUAUUGGUGCCGGAGAUGCCAGGAGUCAUUACCGGGAAUUGGAGAGGUUAAAAAACAAAGAUCUGUUCUUUGUACAAAGGCCGAGUGAACUUCCCAACAAAGUUAACGAUGUGGCACAAGCCCUCUGUCCGAGGUCGAUUGAAACCACGGUUAUUGGUCCCCCGGGAGAAACAGGAGCUGUCGGCCUUAGGGGUAACCGCGGAAUACCAGGCAGACGUGGAAGAACAGGGCCAGCCGGACUAAAGGGUUUCCCCGGGAGCAAAGGUGCUAUGGGCGACUUAGGAGAUCCGGGUAAUCCAGGGCCUCCCGGCCCCCCAGGAUCAACCGCCGGGUUACCGAGUGUACCUGGAGAAAAAGGUCCGUUAGUUCUCGUCAAUGUGGUACCUGACAUUCCCGGCGGACGGAUCGGGCAACCAGGAGGCUCUGGAGAUGCUGGAGCAAAGGGAUAUGAAGGAUCUUUCGGUUUUCCCGGAAUACCAGGAAGUGCCGGAGAUGAUGGACGUCCGGGAUUUCAAGGUUCCGUUGGUCUUCCUGGUGAGCCUGGCCCAGAUGGUCCAGUUGGACCUGCAGGUGCAAAAGGUAGACCUGGACCUGAAGGAUAUGGGGGACAAACGGGACCAAUGGGUGAUCCUGGACCAUUAGGUAGUCCUGGACCUGUUGGUUCUAAAGGUCGAGAAGGAAGAAUUGGGAUUGUUGGACAGCAAGGACAGGAUGGUGAAGUGGGUCUAACGGGUGACGUUGGCAAGCCAGGACCUGAUGGAUCAGUGGGUCUGAAUGGAUUAGGCGGAGUGAGCGGACGAGCCGGUUACCCUGGCCCUUCAGGUCUUGAGGGAAAGGAGGGUCCAACUGGUUCACCUGGAGCUCCGGGCAUUAAAGGAAGCCCCGGCAGCCCAGGUGCGCCUGGUAAACCUGGAAUCAAAGGAAGCCCAGGACAGGGAGGUGACACAGGCAUGAUGGGGGAUACCGGACCCACAGGUGAAAGUGGGUCUGAUGGAGUCCCAGGAACUGACGGAGCUCCGGGUCUCCGCGGAAUGGCUGGUAAACAAGGGGAAUCAGGAGGCCCGGGCGAAGCUGGGCCUGCAGGACCUGCUGGAGGAGACGGACGUGCAGGAGAAAUUGGUGUACCCGGAGAUCUUGGACCAACUGGCGGCAAAGGUGAAAAGGGCGAGAUCGGAAGACCAGGGAGCACGGGAUUCACUGGUGAUAAAGGACCUGGGGGUCUUGCUGGACCAAAUGGUGCGCGAGGAUUUCUAGGUUCGGCUGGUAAACAGGGUGGCCCUGGCGGACCGGGCAGUCCUGGAAGAAAUGGCGAGACUGGACAAAGGGGAGCGCGGGGUAGUCAAGGAAACCCAGGUGUUAUGGGUGCAGUGGGAAUAACGGGAAGGGCUGGAAGCCGUGGGGGCCGAGGAUCCAGAGGUGUUAAGGGAGACGCGGGUGUUCCAGGCCGACCAGGCCCACCAGGAAUAACUGGAUCAAGGGGUCCUGACGGCAGACCAGGAUCUAGUGGUGGUGCAGGGGCGCCAGGAAGUUCGGGUGCUAAAGGCGAUGAUGGUUUUCCAGGAGAGAACGGUGCACCGGGUUUUCCUGGAUUAUCUGGUGGGGUUGGACCUGUUGGUAUGAAAGGAGCUGAGGGACCUGUUGGAAAUAAUGGAGGUCAAGGGGAACGAGGAUCCACCGGACCAAAGGGCGAAUCAGGGUCUCCGGGAGGUCAAGGUGUGGCAGGGGGACCAGGUACCAUGGGUAUCCAAGGCCCCGCAGGGUCCCAAGGAUCAACUGGGGAAGUUGGGGAUGUGGGAGCUUCUGGUCCUGCCGGUGAUACGGGCUCAGCCGGAUUCAGUGGCCGCCAGGGACCCAAGGGAAGUUCAGGUUCCAAUGGAGUUUCUGGCAAAAGAGGAAGAGCUGGUGAGCCUGGCCUUAACGGAGUAAAUGGUGAUUCGGGCUUGCAAGGAUUAGCUGGACUUCCGGGAGACCAAGGAGGAAUGGGAGAAGCUGGGUCCAUGGGACCUGUGGGUGAAGCUGGUUUAGAUGGAUCUCGUGGAAUGACUGGUGGUCCUGGACCGAGUGGUCGUGUUGGAGCAGCGGGUAGAAAAGGGGAAGCGGGCGAUGCUGGACCAACCGGAAGAGGCGGAAGACCCGGACCGAUGGGACAACAGGGCGUCGAAGGUGUGCCUGGCGAAGUGGGAGAAACUGGAACUCGAGGACUUACCGGUGUCUCUGGUGAGCGUGGUUUAGCUGGUAUUCCGGGACAAAGUGGAGCAAAUGGUCCACGAGGAGACCUGGGAGCCAUUGGAACGCCUGGCUUUGAAGGGAAAAUGGGUAUGAUUGGUUCCAUUGGAGAUCAAGGGCCAACCGGUUUAAAGGGCUCCACGGGUCAAGAGGGAGCCGCUGGAUUGCCCGGGAUCAGUGGAGACACAGGUUCUCAGGGAGCGCAAGGAGUGAUCGGUCAAAAGGGAUAUCGUGGAGAACAAGGCGACAGUGGAGGACCAGGGGGACCCGGGGCAAUGGGAAUGAUGGGAGAAUCUGGACCAUCGGGAGGACCGGGUGAUCAAGGAGGUACUGGAAAAACUGGUCGCAAUGGAAAUAAGGGUGCUGUUGGCGAUCCUGGUCCCCCAGGGAACAACGGAGGCAGGGGCUCACCGGGAGCCCAGGGUCAGGUUGGACCUCCUGGACCACCCGGAACUGCUGGGUCAAAUGGUGAUUAUGGCUUAGAUGGCGCUGCGGGCUACUCAGGGCCACUUGGAAUGAGGGGCAAUGUUGGACCGAGUGGUAAGAGUGGAAUUCAAGGUGUAGCGGGAGCUAAGGGAGAAAUAGGUGAGCCAGGAACGGACGGAAAAGACGGAAAGUCUGGCGUAGAUGGAGAUAUAGGGGUAGCUGGUUCUCCAGGGAAGUCUGGCGAACGCGGUGCCAUCGGAAGUCCUGGUGUAUCCGGUGAAGCAGGAAAACCUGGAAGAGAUGGAUCUAAGGUAAUGAUCAAAAUGCAACAUGAAAGAAAAUAUUUCUGA